Messenger RNA from Magallana angulata, 1761 nucleotides. RefSeq names its product PDZ domain-containing protein GIPC1-like. The record is from RefSeq and is a predicted model, not a curated record. Gene Ontology annotation, molecular function: protein binding. The coding region runs from base 106 to 1152 and encodes 348 amino acids. Lineage: Eukaryota; Metazoa; Mollusca; Bivalvia; Ostreida; Ostreidae. The transcript is spliced from 5 exons.
CUUCCUUCGCCAAGGUGUAUCAUUCCAAGGGUUACCUGAGUAUAUGUGAAUUACCGGAGUUUGAAACGAUUUUACAGCGAUAUCUGGACUUUUAAAUUAGCAAGGAUGCAUAAAAUAUUCGGAAAAAAGAAUAAAAGUAAAGAUAAUCUCGUCGAAUAUUCUCAAAAUUCAACGGGAAACGACGGACCCCGCCCAGCCGAAGGUAACAACACACCUGACACUAAUGGCACAACGCAACAACAGCAGCCAGCGGUACAGAAAAAUGACCCCCCGGCACAGCCUCCUCGCCCGAAGCUUGUAUUCCACUGUCAACAGGCUCAUGGGAGUCCCACGGGAAUAAUUUCUGGCUUUACCAACGUUAAAGAACUCUAUCAAAAAAUAGCUGACUGCUACGAUCUACCUGUUUCAGAAAUACUUUUCUGUACCCUGAACACUCACAAGGCAGACAUGUCCCGACUGUUAGGGGGACAGAUUGGUUUGGAGGACUUUAUAUUCGCCCAUAUCAAAGGUCGUCCGAAGGAAAUGGAUGUGACCAAAUCACAGGAUGCCUUAGGAUUGACUAUUACGGACAAUGGUGCUGGUUACGCAUUUAUCAAACGAAUUAAGGAGGACAGUAUUAUGGACAAACAAGAACUGAUUUCUGUCGGUGAUCAUAUAGAAAAAAUUGAUGGCAAAAGUUUAGUGGGGUGCAGGCAUUUCGAGGUGGCCAAAAUGCUGAAGGAUAUUCCAAAAGGAACUACUUUUACCAUACGAGUUGUUGAACCCAUGAAAUCAGGAUUUUCAUUCGUGGAGAAAUCCAGCGGGAAGAAGGGCAGUGGAAACUUGGGAUCAGGCAAGCAGACGUUACGACUACGGUCCUCAGGACCAGCCACAGUUGAAGUCCCUGAUGACGUGGUGAACGUAGCGGUGGAUAAGGUCAAUGGACUGUUGGAGUCCUUCAUGGGCAUCAAUGACACAGAACUAGCUCAAACAAUAUGGGAAUUGGGAAGCAAGAAAGACAACCCAAGUGAUUUUGCAAUGGCUAUGGACAACAGUGAGCUCAAAGACUUUGGUUUCACAGAUGAUUUUAUUUUCGACCUGUGGGGUGCAAUAUCCGAUGCUAAGAGUGGAAGGCUUACAAAGGACGUGCAGGAAUUUAACGAGCAGUUUUAAAAAUGAUUACAUACACUUUCUUUUUACAUGAACUUACACAAGUUGUGGUAAUGUGUUGUGAUAACUGUUUUGUCCACAUUCCCCCUCCAUCCCUUCAAUUGUUUUUAUGAUACAUGAACUUUCACAUGAAUACAUAUCACCAUGUUCACAUUUAAUACUUAUAGAAUUGAAAGCUGUGCUUUUAAGUUGGUUCACAUGUUUGUGAAAGUUGUGUACAUAUAUUUUUUAUCAAUUACCUUUUCGCACAUAUUUAGUCUUAACAUUCCUCAAUCAUAUUCUUUGUUGAAAGUUGAUUUUUUUAUUUAAGAUACUAUAAUUAAAAUGUUAUUUUUUUGCAAAUUUUUAUUGAUUGUUACAAGCUGAUUAAUUGUUUAUAAUCAUACAGUUAGUUAUAUGCUCGAAAUGUGAUCUCAAUGCUCCCAAAAGAAUAUUUUAAGAAAUAUUUGAUUCAUUCACCUCUGGUUGAGUCAGUAUCAUGUUUUGAUAUAAUUGGUAUUGGUCACGAGUGCCUAAUUUAUGAUAGUAUUCUUUUUUAUGAAAAGAAGGAAUCGAGUUUUAUAGUUUUCAAAAUGUAAUUACAAAAAAUGCAUGUUUUCAAAAUGUAAUUAC